GGCAGGUUUGCAGCCACUUUCACAAGUCACUGGAGCUGUACCACCAAGUCCCUCAUUUUAAUCAGCACUGUUGUGUUAUUUGAUGUAGCAUGUGAGGGCCAAUGUGACAUCUUGUCCCACAGACAGAGAGAUCUCUGCACAAUGCCAGUAUUGCCCUUGGAUGAACUCCAGCUGACAGAGACGGAACCAAAGACAGGGAAACUGAGGACUUUACCAGCAUUGCAUCCGGAAAUGAAAGCUGAUCGGUCUUUUGUGCUAUAUAAACCACCCCCUAAAGUCAGAGACCCUGCUCUAGUGGAGGAGUUCUUGGAACGAGCAAAGUUCAUUGCAGAUGAUUUGAACUGGCUUCUGGCUUUGCCUCAUGAUAAAUUUUGGUGCCAGGUCAUAUUUGAUGAGACACUUCAGAAAUGCCUGGAUUCAUACCUGUGCCAUGCCCCUCGCAAGUUUGAUGCAUCAUUUGAUUUCCCUCCGGAGGUGAAUGACAUGCAGAAAUGCCUUCAUCAGAGUGUCUUCCUAACUUUCCUCAGAAUGUCCACUCACAAGGAGUCCAAAGAAUACUUCAUCACACCCUCUGUUUUUGGAGAAAUUCUUUACAAUAACUUCCUGUUUGACAUCCCUAAGAUUCUGGAUCUGUGUGCGCUCUUUGGGAAAGGAAAUGGCACCUUACUUCAGAAGAUGAUUGAAAACAUCUUCACUCAGCAAUCCAGUUACUUCAGUGACUUGAAUGAAACAGUGCCCACAGUCCUCCAGGUGUUCAACAACAUUCUGCAGGAGUGUGGCUUGCAAUGUCACGGGGCCUCAGCCACACCCCAGAAACUGGAAGAAAGAGUCAAAGUGACUCCUAGUGCCAUGCCUCUCCAGGCAUUGAAGGAUAUCGUGCUGUACUUGUGUGACACUUGCACUACCCUUUGGGCCUUUCUUGAUGUCUUUCCCCUGGCCUGUCAGACCUUUCAAAAACAUGACUUCUGUUCCAGACUGGCUUCAUUUUAUGAACUCGCAAUUCCUGAACUGGAAUCUGCAAUUAAGAGAAGGACAUAUGAGGAUAAGAGCUUACUGGCUGACUUGUGGAGGAGGCUUUCUCAUUCCAGGAAGAAGGUGGUGGAAAUCUUUCAUAUUCUCAUUAACCAGAUCUGCCUCCAGCCCAUCUUAGAAAGCAGCUAUGAGAAUAUUCAGCCCUUUAUUGAAGAGUUUCUGCAGAUCUUCACCUCAGUGCUUCAGGAGAGGAGGUUUCUUUGUGACUAUGAUGAGCUGUUUCCUGUCGCAGAUGAUGUGAGUCUGCUUCAGCAGGCAUCCUCUGCCUUGGAUGACACCCGGACAGCAUAUAUCCUCCAAGCCGUGGAAAGUGCCUGGGAAGGUGUGGAGAGGAGAAAAACACAAGUCGUUAAAAGCCCACCUCCACCAAUGGUAUCUGAUGGAGCUUCAGCAAUGGUGGAAAAUGCUGCUAAGGACUCAGAAGGGCUUGAUGAUGCGUACAAUUUGGAGUAUGAUUGUGCUGGAGCAGCUGCAGCACCCACUGCCAAGGUCUCGGGGGUGGAGUUGGAUUCUUUGAUCUCUCAAGUGAAAGAUCUGCUGCCUGACCUAGGGGAGGGCUUCAUCUUGGCCUGCCUGGAGGAGCACAGCUACAGGGUAGAGCAGGUGAUAAACAACAUCCUGGAGGAUAGGCUGGUGCCAUCCCUGGACAAACUGGAGCGAACAAUGCCAAGGCAGGUGAAGACAGAACCAACCCCUCUGGUGACUUCUCGAUACAACAUCUUCCAGGAUGAUGAGUUUGAUAUAUUCAGCAGGGACUCAGUUGACAUGUCCCGGGUACAAAAAGGCAAGAGGAAGGACAAGGAUACGACAAAGAGUUUACUGAAUGACAAGCGCCUGAUAGCUGAGCAGAAGGAACGCUACAGCCAGUACGGUGUGAUUGUAGAGGAGGUCCCUGAGCAGGAGGGGGAAGCCCAGUUCUAUAGGGUUGACUAUGAGGAUGAAUACGACGACACCUAUGACGGCAACCAGGUGGGGGCGAACGAUGCUGACUCAGACGAUGAGCUGAUCAGUAGGAGGCCAUUUACCAUCCCUCAAGUCUUGAGACCCAAAGGACAAGAGGAAGAGGAGGAGGAGGAGGAGGAGGUGGAAGAGCCUGAAAAGGAAACAACAAAGCAGGACCAUUUUGUGCAGGACCCAGCAGUGCUGAGGGAGAGAGCUGAAGCCAGACGGAUGACUUACCUUGCAAGGAAAGGGUACAAGCAUGACAACACCUCAGCUGUUGUAGGGAAUGCCAAGGGGCAUGGACAGAGCCGGGAUACAGUCCAAGACCGAAGGAAGAAGGAAGCCAACAAAGGGGCAAGAGCUAAUCAUAACCGCCGAGUCAUGGCUGACAGGAAACGGAACAAAGGCAUGAUCCCUUCCUGAGGGAGGGACUCUUAGCCCAAAGCAUUGCAUUGCAUUCAGGCCUUCACUUCUGAGGGCCUUCUGAUCUUCAGGUUAUGGUGCAAUACCUAGCCCUUCAGUUUUAACUGGGAUCACCCAGCCCUUGGGCAAGCUUUCCAUUUGUGAAUAGGAACUGCCUAUCAGGCAGGCUUGCUGCUGUGCUAGUUGUCAAUGUGGCAGCAGGUCUCUCAGAUGCAUAGGACAGGCUGCAACAGCCAUUCAGGUUUUUUUAAAAACUAUUUGUAACGAUUCUGUGAGAACUUAUUUUCGUAUAAGAAACAUCCCCCACAACUGCCUGGCGCAUCCAGUCAGCACAGCUAAGAGCACUUAGAAUGAGCACUACAACUGACAGUGAAGUUUGCCUGCGCUGUUAGCUACAGCUGCCCACUCCACACACGGUGCCUUAUCCUGCAGUAGACUUAUGGCAUGUAUAGAAACAAAUGCACAACAGGCCAUUCCUGUUGCUGACAAAACCCUAGGAGUUCAGCUGUAUGAUGUACUUUAAAUUCCUCUCCCUCGAGCGAGAAAUGUGGAUAAAAACAUGCAGAUAAAGAAUUUGAAUCUUUCGGCUUGGUGUUUUAUGCAGUUUCUGUCAAUGAACCCUAUCUAAUUUCAUUUGUCUCUUAUCUGUUAGGAGUGAACUGUCAUAUGUCUGCAGUUAGGAGCUUGUUUAAUGAAGUGAGGUGUGCAGUGGAUAUGCAGGGACCAAAGCCCCUUUGAAAUGCAGUUGCUAUCAAGGCAUCUAAAGCAUGAUAUUUGCAAUAUGCAAAUUAGGUGAGGAGAAGGCAUGCAGUGAUUUGCCUGUGCGCUCACAGUCCAUAGAGUUGCUUUCCCAAUAGCUACUUGUCACCACUCAUUAAGCAGAGCAGCUCAGAUCAUACCUGUCAUGGGGAAUGCUAUCAGCAAGUAAUAGCAAUCUCUGCCUGCUGAAAGAGGUCUCAAGAGAAACAAUCUUGUCAUACAAAAAGUCACUUCUACAGAAUGAGACCAUUCCUGAGGUCACUUGAAUCUAUUUGUAAGGUACUCAGAUACCAUGGUGAGGGCUGCCUCGCAAGAGCCUAGAUAGACAUUGGAGAUGGUGCUAGCUGUCUGUGAUACAAAUGUCAAUAAGUUGUCAUUAAAUAUCUGCACAUUUAAAACACGUUCUGCUCACCAGCAUACAGACUUGUAGUAUUUAUUUUCAAAUGCAGGAUGAGUACAUUAGCUCCUUGCACAAACAAAUGACAAAUGGCUUGUGGUAGAUGAGCCUGUUCCAAAGAAAGACCCGGGCAAUUUAUUUUCGGUGUAUUGCUGCUACUUCAAAUGCACUGAAUUCCAGGCUCCCUGCAUUCUAGCCCUUGUUUCAGUGUGCGUAGCACUACGUAUUGCUUUUCUGCACAUGCUGCAAGAGGCAGUGCACAUGCUGCAAGAGGCAGGCUUUUGUUAAGCUUUGUAUGCACGUCUCUCACUGCCAAGUUAUACGCAGGGGGAGGAGAUUGUACAGCUAUGUGAUUAGUGCGAGAACACUGGGGCUGCUUUCAGAAAAUGGAAAUGGCUGUCACUAUUAUGCAGAUAGGAUAAAGCCUGAAUGUUCACAGGAUAAAAUUUUCUGUACUAUUCAACAGCCCACUAGGACAUGGGGUAAAAGGAAUUAACACUUGCGCUUUCCCAAAAGCCAUUGUCAUGGGAAACUACUUACCCCUUGUACUUUCAUUGUUAUCCCCUUUUGCCUAAUUGCUUUUUGCCAGACUUGCUACAACAGCUCCCUAUCUAAUAUGUAUUCAUUGCUAGGUAACUCUAGCUUCAAGGCUGCUGAAACCACCAUCACUAGUUCAGCAUAGCACAAAGCUAGCAGCACUGCAGGUAAACUUACUUACAUUAGAAGCAAAGGUGGGUUUUUGGGUAGGUUAUGAGAUUAGCCCAGCAAGGCCUAAAUCCUACCCCCUAGGGUGCCCUCUAGAAAAGCAAUUUAAGGCUGGUAGGAAUCUACAGCAGCUAUUUUUUCCUCAAACAAAAUAUUGGCAAAUCUUCCUUACCCACCCACUGUGGUUAAUCUAUUUUCACUAUCCAUAAAGCUUUUCUCCAGGUCAUGCUACUGCUGUAGCAAGCUCCAUUCCACCUCAGAGUCAUCCAUCAGCAAAACUCCAAUUGCAUGUUAUUAGUGGAAGUGUAACAAGUAGAAAGACAGUUCAAGUGUAAGGUGUGUAGGACUGGCAGCCAGCUUGGUUUAUACAGUACUGGAUUGGAUGGGCAAGAAGUAGCUGGUUUCCAUCAUCCCCAUGCACUAAAAACAGAUUCCUACUGGACAACUUAAAGGAAUCAGGUAGUUAGAUAAUGCUUUAACCUCCUCAAGUCUUGGCCUGUGAAGAGGGUUUCUGCAAAUAGGCAGCAAGGGAGCAUGGGAACUGAUGGCACUGCUGUCACUUCGGAUGAGAGAUUUAAAGCUGCUUCCCACUACAGACAGACAAGCAUUAGCACUGCUCCACCUAGCAGGCUAAUAGCACCGUGACACAAAACCACACAUGGCAGCUUGGGCUAGCUGCUGGCAUACAAUCCCACCCAACAUCUCUGCUACAGGCUAAGGCACAGCUAGCAUGGUAGUCUACCCAUUCUGGGAAACAGCUUGCCUGCUGCUGUAUAGCCAUAGCUACAAUCUCACUAUAGUAUUGCCAUAUCCCUUCCCAUUGCUUGGUUUUUACCACUUUCCCCCAUGUCUGUAUGAUAUUUAGCUUUAUGCUCCCAGGGCCGGCACUGUCUGUUUAGCACCUUAUGUACUGUGUCAAACAGCAAAAUAAUAAGGCACCUGCACCACCACUUCAGCAUACUCAUAGGGUACAUCCAGACUACCCCCUGGAUAGCGAUCGAUCCCCGAACACACACCUGUCAACGCCAGAACUCCACCAGGGCGAGUGGCAGUAGCAGAGUCAACAGGGAGAGCCAUGCUGUCGAUCUCAUGCUGUGAGGACAGGAGAUAAGUCAAAAUAAUAUCGACUUCAGCUACGCUAUUCCUGUAGCCGAAGUUGCAUAUCUUACAUCAACCCCCCUGCCCCAGUAUAGACCAGGCCCUACUGCAUGGGGAAAAGGCUGAACAGAACGCUCAAGACAAAUCACUACAGCCCUCCCAGCAUGGUAAUGCAGAGCUCCAGCCCUGUACUAAAUUUAAAAUGAGUUAGUCACUUUCCAAGAGCUUAUAGGGCUCUCAGAUAUCAUUAGAAUACACCACCUCUACAUCCUAUUUACAACCGCUUCGUUUUAGCCCUUCUUCCUGUGUUGGGCUUUGUUUUUUUAUGUGCAGCUCAGGCCAGCUCUGAGCGCAAAGCAGCACUUCCCACUGGUAAGUGAAGGAUAUUUGAAAGUUAAGAUUUUAAUUAAAAUCAAUACUACUGAGGCAGCCAUCUUGCUGAACAAGUGCAUAUCAGUUGUCAGCAAACAGGCUAGAUGGUUUGUCUGAGAUUAACAAAGAUACAGCCCCAGCACCAAAACUGGGUGCUUUGAUAUACUAAUUAGUGUAGAAGACAAGAUGUUUAAAUAAAGAGAAUAAAGUGUUCCAUAUAACCAAGAGCAAAGUGAAAGAUGGGUUUGAAUGCUGGAGGAAUUUAUUUUUUAAAUGAAGUGCUGUUAAGAAUA
This is a messenger RNA of Chelonoidis abingdonii (Abingdon island giant tortoise), 6021 nucleotides long. The record is from RefSeq and is a predicted model, not a curated record. Lineage: Eukaryota; Metazoa; Chordata; Testudines; Testudinidae.